AUGAAGCUUGUGAGCUGGAAUGGACGUGAACUUGGGAGUGACAGUGCAUUCCGGAAUCUCUUCCGUUUAGUGUCUUCAUAUAAACAAGGUGGUAAUCCUGAUAGGGGCCCCUCGCCUAAUUUUAGGCAUCUCUUGGACUCUUUUAACCUUUUCCCGCUCGAGCCCGCGGGUCCCCUGCUCACCUGGAAUAACAGUGUGGCUGCCCCCAGAAACAUCCAAGAGCGAUUAGACUGGGGAAUCACUAAUAAUUCUUGGAUAGAUAUCUUCCUUGAGGCCACUCUUUCUCAUUUGGGUUUCUUUGGAUCUGACCACCCAGCCUUGGAAUUAGUCACUUCCCCCCCUCCGGGCUCUCGGAUGAAGGAUAAAAGUAAACGCUUUCACUUUGAAAAUGAGGAAACUUACUGGAAACAGCGCGUUAGGACUCAAUGGCUGGCUCAGGGGGACAAGAACACAAAAUUUUUUCACCAAUACGCCUCUCAUCAGAAAAAGAUCAACAAAAUUCAUAAACUCCAUUCGCCAAAUGGUGGCAUUAUCUCUGAUGAGGUGGGUAUCACUCGGGAGAUUGAAUCUCAUUUUGACCAACUUUUCUCUUCCUCGCACCCCGCUGAAGAGGAUAUGCAUAGAGCACUGAAAGGCAUUUCGUGUUCUUUAUCCGACUUGGAUAAAGCUCUUCUGACUGAAGAGUUUGCCCCUGACGAAAUUGAAAAAGCAUUUUUUCAACUUCCCCUAGACAAAGCCCCUGGCCCGGACAGAUUCAACUCUAACUUCUACAAGGCUACCUGGUCAACUGUCAGGAAUGACAUCCUUAACGCAGCCUCAAGUUUUCUCAAUGGCAACGGCGAUGUGGCUUCCCUGAACACCACUCUCAUCACGCUCAUUCCUAAAGUCAAGCAACCCACAUCUAUUUCUGAGUACCGACCUAUUAGCCUUUGCAACAUAGUUUAUAAAAUUAUCUCGAAGACAAUCGCCAAUAGACUCAAACUCGUCCUCAACAGCUUGAUCUCGCGCAAUCAGAGCGCGUUUCUCCCUGGUAGGCUCAUAUCGGACAACAUCAUUAUUGCCCAGGAGGUAGCGCACUCCAUCAAGCUUAAGUCCAGAGGGAAAUCAGGAUGGAUGACGGUUAAACUCGAUAUGGCCAAAGCCUUUGACAGAGUGGAGUGGGCAUUUAUAGUGGCCAUACUCCGAAAAUUCCAAUUUCCCCACCGUUUCAUUCGAUUGAUCUUUGCCUGUAUCUCCACAGGCACGUUUCAAUUUAAUCUUAAUGGCAAAGUCGUUGGUAAUGUCAUUCCUUCUAGAGGUAUUUGCCAGGGUGACCCCCUUUCCCCUUACCUCUUUCUAUUGUGUGCGGAAGGAUUCUCCUCCCUCCUGCACCAGCAAGAAAGAAAUAAAACUCUUGUGGAUUUUAAAGUUGCUAGACGGGCCCCCACAAUCUCUCAUCUCCUGUUUGCGGAUGACAGUUUUCUUUUCUGUCAAGCUUCUAUCAGCUCUUGUAACACCAUCAAAGAUGUCCUGGAAGUGUAUGAGAGGGCCACCGGUCAGAAGGGCCACCUUCACAACUGGAAGAAUAAAGUAUUUUCAAAAGGAGGCAAAGAAAUCCUUCUCAAAUCCGUCAUUCAGGCCAUCCCAACGUAUUCUAUGGCUUGUUUUCGCCUCCCUGUAGCCACAUGCCAUUCUCUUGAGUCCAUUAUGGCCAACUUUUGGUGGGGUGUCAACGAAAAUAACCGCCCCAAGACUCACUUGCAAAGCUGGAAAAAGCUUUGCGAAUCCAAAAGGGAUGGCGGGUUAGGAUUUCGUUCGCUGGUACACUUUAAUCAAGCUUUGCUUGCAAAGCAAGCCUGGCGCAUCUUAAAACAACCAAACUCAACAGUGUCAAAAAUUUUGUCCGCUAGGUAUUACCCUCAUUCAUCUUUUCUCGAUAGCUCUCCAGGACACUCUCCAUCCUUCGUUUGGCGUAGCAUUUGCUGGGGAAAAGAGCUGCUGCACAAAGGAAUUAUAUCAAAAAUAGGUAAUGGGCAGAACACAUCCACAACCCGCGAUCAUUGGAUACCGGGCAUCCGUCAGGUUACCCCCAUUUCCCCCGUCCCUGACAAAGUUGAAUCGUUCAUCACUAAUUCUAUGACUUGGGAUAUAACCACCUUAAACAGAUUCUACCCGCCUCAUGUGGUUGAGCAAAUUCUUGCUAUUCCCCUCCCUCUUUCCCCUUCUCCUGAUGAUCAGAUUUGGGAAUUUUCAAAAUCUGGAGCGAACAAAGCGCUAAAAGGUCAAGCUCAAGAUCAGGCUCAUGCAAUUCUCAACCUGGCGCAUUCCUACCUGGCUGAGUUUAAUUCUUCUCUAUCGGCUUCAGCACCCACCUCCAGACCACAACAUUCUAUAGCCACCACAACUUGGUCUCCUCCGGCCUCAGGUCUUCUCAAGCUCAAUGUGGACGCAGCAGUUUCUAAGAUAGACGGAAAAGCGGGUUUUGGCGGUGUUAUCAGAAAUAGUGAAGGUUUGGUAGUUGCAGCCCUGGCCCAGCCUUACAUCGGGGGAGGAGCCGUCCUACUCUUGAAGCUAAAUUCCUCCUCUCUAUGCUGCGUUGGUGCAUCGACGAACAUUUCCUGGUCCAAGAGGUAG
Messenger RNA from Cannabis sativa, 2613 nucleotides. RefSeq lists its product as uncharacterized. The record is from RefSeq and is a predicted model, not a curated record. NCBI's taxonomy places the organism in Eukaryota, Viridiplantae, Streptophyta, Magnoliopsida, Rosales, Cannabaceae. Bases 1 to 2613 code for a protein of 870 amino acids. The transcript is spliced from 5 exons.